UAAUUGGCGGUACCCCGCGUGUGUCUUGGCGUUUCCUGGGUCGGGAAAUUGCAGAGGGAGCAAGAGGCGAGUUUCAGCAGCGGGGACGGGCAACGCGCCUGUGACCAACCUCCUCCCAAGAAACUCAGACGGCCAGCCCAGUGCGUGUCGCUGUGCCCUGGUGCAAUGUUAAAUCUGCGAAAAGAUCUGGGCGUGGGGACAGGGGAAUCGGAAAAUGCGUUGUGAAAGAUGAUGAGUGCGGGUGCCGCCUGAAGACGGGAAAAAUUGAACUGUGGACAGGACGUACAAAUACCGUUCUACAGCUGGAACAGUGUAGGGAUUGCGUGUUUAUCGGACAAUGAUGGCAGAUGAAUUGGAAGUGGGUAAGCCUAGUGCCACAGCAAAGUCGCCAGAAGAGCCGAGUGUCGAAGCUGUGAGUGGCGUUGUACUUGAAGACGGCCCUCCGGUGGAACUCAGCGAGCCCGACGAUCUGGCGAACUAUUUAGAAUUGAAAUCUGAAGCAAGGGACCCGAGCAAAAAACUGUGCGGCUACCUCAACAAGCUGGGGGGCAAAGGACCGCUAAAAGGCUGCAAGACCCGCUGGUUUGUGUACGACCAGGAGAUGUGCCAUUUGUAUUAUUUCCGAACGACCCAGGACAACAACCCGUUAGGGAGAAUAGACCUCUCCAACGCUGCCUUCAAUUAUUGUGUGGAAGCAGACGAAGGAACAUUCGAAAUCUCAACUCCGGAAAAGCAUUAUACACUGAAGGCAAAGAAUAAAGAUGCCAUGAUGUACUGGUUACAGCAGUUACAGCAGAAGCGUUGGGAACAUGGUGCGGAGCAGAAUUAUGCCCUUACAGAUGACCUCAGCAUCUCCACAGAGCAUACCGAAUUACCAGCAGUAUUCAAAACAGAAGAGGAAACAGAUGAGUUCUUGGAUCCUGUGAAAACGCCUACUGGUCUCGUCGGAGUGGAAGCAGCUUCUCUCCCUGCUCCCCUACAGCCCACCACCCUGCACAACAUCUCUCUCAAACAUCUGGGAACAGAAAUCCAGAAUUUUGGUUCUAAAACUGUAUUUCAGUUCUCUGGAAACAAAUCAUUAAGAGAAAAUAGGACAUGUUUUGAAGAAACUCAUCAGGGACCAAAUGAGACUGGGCAAAAUCUACCUCAGAUCAAGGAAGGAGACAUAUCAGUUAAGGACUCACACCAGGAAGAGCAGAAGACCCCAUUUCAGAAGAGUACUAGGGGCAGUUUGAAAUUGCUGACCAAUCGGUUCAACAGCACACCGUUGCCUGCAGAGGAGCUCAGGAAUAGCCCAGACAAAACCACAAGGUUACAAAAUGACAUCUUGAGACUCACCAACGAGCUUAAUGCACAGAGGGAAUUGGUCAAGCUCUUGCACCGAGCUCUGGAGGCUGCGCAGCAGGAGAAGAGGGCCUGCAACUCCUACCUCACAGCAGACGACUCCACCCGCUUGGAGCUGGUGCGGCACAAGGUGAGGCAGGUCAGGGACUUGGACAGCCGGGUCAGUGCAUUGGAGAAGGAGAAGCAGGAGCUGGAGCAGAGCCUGAGGCUGCAGAAGGACCUUGUGGAGGAGUUGAAGCAGCAUGCCCAGCUCCUGAUGGAGAAGAACAACGCCAAACAAGAGGUCAUCCUGAAACUCUCCGAGCAGAUGGCCAGCGAAUACACCUCCCUGUCAGAAAUGUGCGACCAAGUAACUGCCGAGACCAUGAGGAAACUGGAGGAGAGAUUUGCACAUUUAAAGGAUGAUCAAGAAGCUUACAAGACGCAGAACAAGUUCUUGAACUCUGAGAUCUACCAGGUCACUAAGCUUUGGCAGGCCACAGCGGAUCGGGAGAACGCUCUGGCUAUGCAGUGUGCUUUUUUGAAGGCCAGGUACUGCCAGAUCGAGAGCAAGUAUUUGACAAUACUUCACAAGCUUCAAGACGACAUCAGUAACAAAAAAGAGACGAACCAGGAUAUGGUGAAGCAGCUUAUUGCUGACCAGUCACAAUGGGAGAAUAAAGAUCAGCCCGGCAGCAAUGUUGGUGAUAUUUGCAAUGAGUAUGAUGAAUAUGGUUUUAAGACAGUGUCAUCUCCGGUGCUGGAAAAAAACCUCUUGGCCAAAAUCCAGGCUCUUGAACGAAAAUCCAUGCAACUGAUGGCUACUCAGGAGAGUCAAGAGAAAACCUUCCAGGUGAAGUGGACAAACCAUCUGUCAGGAAGGUCCUUUGGUGAAAUUCAACCAUCGCCAGAGCUAAAGAACAUGAUCCGUAAUGGCAUCCCCAAGGAAUAUCGGAGGCAUGUUUGGAAGUGGUGUACUGAUCGGUGGGUGCGGUGUAUAAGGGAGCGAUAUGGUGCGAAGCGCUAUCAGGAGCUGCUGAAGCUGUGCAAGAACAAAGACCAAGCAGCAUCGAAGCAGAUUGAACUGGACCUCCACCGGACUCUGACCAAUAACAGGCUGUUCACUUCCCCAAACUCCAAGAUGGUUCAGAAACUCCGCCGAGUGUUAUUGGCAUACUCGUGGCAAAACCCUGAUAUCGGAUACUGCCAGGGACUGAACAGACUGGCAGCCAUUGCGUUGUUGAUCCUGAGAGAGGAAGAAGACGCUUUCUGGUGCCUCGUGGCCAUAAUUGACUGCAUUAUGCCAGAGGAUUACUACAGCAAGACCCUUACUGGCUCGCAGGUCGACCAGAGGGUGUUUAAGGACUUCCUGUCAGAGAAACUGCCCAGGCUCACGUCUCACUUCGAUCAGUAUAAUGUGGACCUCUCUUACAUUACGUUUAACUGGUUCCUCGUUGUCUUUGUUGACAGCCUUCAGAGUAACAUUCUGCUCAAGGUCUGGGAUGCAUUCCUGUACGAGGGAACAAAGGUUAUAUUCCGCUAUGCACUAGCAAUUUUCAAAUACAACGAGGAAGAAAUUCUGAAACUUAAUGACAACCUGGCAAUUUAUGACUACCUUAGAUACUUGACACAAAACAUUUCCCAGGGAAGGAAGCUCAUGAACAUUGCAUUUGUUGAAAUGAACCCAUUUCCUUUGAAGCUGCUUCGAAACCGUCGGCUGUUGCACCUGGAGAAACUCAAAGCUGAGCUGAGCGAGCUGGAGAGGAUACGCGAAGCAUACGUGAAAGAAAGAGUGGAACAGAAGAUCACAAUUGACGGUGCUAGUGAGGAUGAGGAUGAAACUGAAAGGAAUCGUCCUGAAGUGGCCUCACCCUGAAUUUUCCCCAGGGGAUACCUCAAAACCAUGAACCAUAGUCUUCAAGAAUGAGCACCUAUACUCCAGUUUUCCAAUAAUAGAAAUAACUUCUCCCAAGAUGUGUUUCCUUCAUUUACAAGGGAAAACACAGGAGUAAAGUUGAUAGAUUUCACUCUAUGGUACCUUUCUUGUGCUUAUUAUUGUCAAUAUCAAGUGUCUCAGCUUGGGUGUAGCUGAGUCCAGAUGCAGAGGAAAAUAUGAUUUGCCUUAAGCAAAGGUACCUUUUUUUUAAACCAAAGAUUGGAAGAGUGCUACCAUCAUCAUCUUAAACGUUUUAUUUUGGUUCUCACACCGAACAUCCUGUGAACGAGCUUGAGCCAAUCAAUCCUGAAAUAGUCUGGUGGCUUUUGGAGUCCUGAUAGGCAGAAUCUGGAGAGGACCUACUCAGGUUCAUUCCCAAACAAUGAUUGAGAUUGAGGCAAGAUUCCAUCCUAUAUGCCCAAACAGGUUCAAACCCACCUUAGGAAGGAUAUAUUGGUCUUAGAGGGACUACAGUAUAGGUUUAAAAGGGUGGUACCUGGACUUCAGGGGUUAUGUCAGGAGGAGAGAUAUGCAAACUAGGCCUGUUUUCUUUAGAAUUUAGAAAGUUAAAUGUGAUCUGACCGAAAUCUUCAAGAUAUUAACAAGAGACGAAAAGGUUGAUAAAGAUAACCUAUUUCUACGGGUUGAGGAUUCUAGAAUUGAGAAGCAGAGUCUGAGAAUUCGAGACAGACAGUUCAAGAGAGCUGUUGGGAAGCACGUCUAUACAAUGGGUGGCAAAGAUUUGGAACUCUCUUCCACAGUCAGAAGUUGAUGCUAGAUCAGUUAAUUUUAAAACUGAUAUAGGUAAAUUUUUGUUAUGCAAAGGUAUUAAGAGGUAUGAGCCAAAGUCAGGUGUAUGGAGUCAGGCCUCAGAUCAACUAUGAUUUAAUUGAAUGGUGGAACAGGCUUGAAGGGCUGAAUGGCCUAUUCCUGUUCCUAUAUUCAAAGAUGAGAGGAGAGUGAGCUAUACACUGCCAUGUCAUAUAAGAGGAUUAUAUAUACCCUUGAUGCUUGAUUUUAGCCCAAUUUGGAGCUCAUCAGAUAAAUGCACACACACGGAAUGUCUCAGUUAGGUAAAGUGUUAGCGAUUACUUGAGGAAACAUAUGUGUGAUUUAUUAUCCAACUAUGGGACAGAAAUCUAAUCCCAAACCCAAUGUCCCCUUCUUUCACAUGCCAUCUGAAUGGGUGUUUCUGCACCUGAUUGACUGCAGCAUUCAGAUGGUGGUUCUCAAGGAGAUUUAGGGAUAGGCAAUAAAUGCUGGCUAAGCCAAAGAUACCGUCGUCCCAUGAGAGAAUCAUUUACAAAAUAACCACAGAAAUAUUUAUUAUUGAUAAAUGAUAACUUGUAUCAAUGGUGGGCACAGGGUAACAUCUUUGGAAUUGGCAGGAUUUAGGUGUAAUUAAUCAACCUGGCACAUGGCCAACAUUCAUUUAAUUUGAAAAUGUUUAUUUCUUUUUAAAGAAACUGCUACCUUUAUUCUACAGAAACUCAUUCUGUGCGCAAACUAUGAGCCUUUGAGAGCUUGCGGUUGAUUAUAGACUGUGCAGCUAGAUCCUGUAUCGGUUACCUCAUUGCAAAGUUGAUUGAUUUGCUCAAAUAUUAACAGCCACAUCUCACCUGAGAUAUCUCUUUGUUUUGCCACUGGUUCAUGUUCAUGAUGCCAAGGUGAACGCGAAUUAGUUAUUUUGUAACACUUUGAUAUUGGAAAUGUCAUUUCAAGAGUGUCUGAUAUUCCUUAAAAGAUGAAUUCGUGCUUAACCACCCAAGUAUUUAGGAAACUGGUUUGUCACACAACUGUACAGCAGCCUAGAGCUGGUAUGAUUUUUUUUGCUGCUGUUUGAAAGUAUACAACAGUCUGGCAGUAGUGGCCAUUCAACAUAGAAAUCAGUUUAUUCAGUUUUUUAAAAAAAACUUCCAACCAACUACAAAACAAAUUCCAACCAUAUGUAACCAUACCUAAAGUUUAACAUUGAGUUGUUUGCUCUCACUUUUUGAAAAGGUACAUGACCAUUUCCAAAUAUCCCGGAAGUCACAUCUUUGGUGUCAUUUUCUCAUUUUGGUAAAGUGCAGAAGUGUUAUUUCCAAAAGACCACUUAGGAAAUUCAACAUGUUCUUUUUUUAAAAAAUAUGUACUUAUUUAUCCAAAUUUCUUCCAUCUUUUGCAAAGGUUUUGAUCUCCAUUGUGAUUACACUGGACUAACCUGGCUAUGUCACCUGGAUUUGAACUGUGUUAAACUCUUUUUCACUUGGUGAAUGUCCUCAGUCAAUGUCUGAGCGGGUGUUGGGUUGGUUCCUUUACAGGAUUCAAGUGCUGGGAGUCACGCUGUUUGUUCUCAAGCAGAUCAACUUGUGAACCCCUCUUUCCCCUAGCUGGCUGUGAUCAGUUACUGCACCACACAGCCACAUAAACCAGUGACACAGACCACAGCAAGCAAUGCAUUAAUAGAAUCAGUUGGUUGGGUAAUGUGUGGAGAAAGAAACAGAGUUAACAAUUCAGAUCACUAUCCUUUCUUUCUUUGGAAAGAUCACAGAACUCAAAUGUUAACUCUAUUUUCCACUCCACAGAUACUGCCUGACCUUCUGAGUGCUUUCAGUUUUCCAGCAUCCACAACAUUUUUGCUAUUGACCAGGGAAAGCAUUUUUGCUUUAAUUCAAAGUGUGAUUUCCAACACUCUCUGGAUAGUUCUGGAAUCUAUAGGAAUGAAAGCCUAACCUUCAACACACUGUUGUAAGGAGCAUAAAGUCUUUGGAGCAUUUUCUAUUGUACACUUUUGAUUAUUAGGAAUUAAAAAGAUAUCAGAAAUGGAGGAAUGUUGAUUGUUUGACCUGAUGAAGUGUGCAGAGGCUGGAAACCACCUUUUGAAAUCUCCAGGAAUACCAGAGAUGGCAAUGCUAAAUGUUAAUUUAAAAAUUAUAAUCACUGGGAAGCUUGUUGUAUCAUGGAGAGAUUGCUGGCUGGAUGCCGCCCCCAAACAAAACAAUGAAAACUAAUGCUGCUGAGAAAAGUACAUUCCCCAUAUAACCAGUGGAGCACAAUGACAAACAAUAGCAUCAAGUUUUAGGCUAGUUGUUUAUCAAUUUACCAAUAAACGUGUUGUUAGACCUAACAGCAACAAAAUGGUUUUAAAGAAAAAACAAAGCAUUAAAAUCCUGACUAGGAAUGUUAAAGCACAAAAUUGAAUCCAACAUGUUUUCACUUUUAUCUUGUGAUGUGUCGAGCUUUUCCUGUCUUUCUUAUUAUUGAUGUAAAAUGUUUGCAACGCUGACUGAAUGGUGAUGUAUUAAGUUGUUUGUCUGGUAGGUUGCCACCAUUUGUGUUUGAAUCAUUUAUAAGCAGCAUCGCAAAUGUGGUUGUUGAUUUAGCCCGAGCUACAAACCUCAAAAAUCUUGAGCAUCACAAAUGUCCAAAGGAAAUUUAUAGAUGAUUCGUUGUUGAAUUUUCAAUCUGGCUGUUGUGCAUUAGGAACUAUGGAGAGAAUGAGCACAGUGGCCAUUUUGAGACCAGCUGUGCAGUAUGUUACAAACAUUCAACCAAUGGCAACAUUGAAAUUUGACUUAAUUAUCAUGAGUCCAGUUUUUUAUUAUAAAAUAACAAUUAAAUCAUGGCAAUCAGAUAACAGGGAGUUUUAUCUUUACGCUAAUAUGCUAAGCCCCUAUCGGAAGGGAAACUCAAGACAAACUUCCAUGGAGAUUAGAAAGGAUAGGCUAAUGUUAUCCUAGCCUUCCCUUUCUGCACCUUGCGUCCAACCUUCCAACUGGAAUGAAUUCUAGCCCUGUCCAGAAAACAAGAUUAGUCUUUAAUAAUCUUCUGCUCCCAGAAUUUUAUGGAUACUAAUCCAGCAGUUUAUACUAGAAGUCACUUUGUAUCACCUUGUCGUUCAGCCUGGAGAUUUAUGAGGAUCUGUCAAUCAAACACCAGACACUGUGGCAACUUAGAUUUGAUCAUAUUUCACCUCUUGCUUCAUUCAGAUGUAAGUUAAAAUUCUCAAGCAUUUGAAGCUGAUGAGUAUAAUAAUCAAUCUACCUUUUUUUGGUUUGUAAUAUGCAGCACUUCAUGUUGGUACCUUGUGAAAGAGGUUCUGGUCACACAUUCACAUCACUACUAAAAUCAUCUUUUUCUAUUUCCAUAAUUUUACCCCUGCCUGAGUUUAACUGCUGCCAAAACCCUCAUUCAUUGCCAUUAUUACUUGAUGACUUGACUAUUCUAACGCAUUGCUAGCCACCUUCCUACAUUAUACACCCUGUAAGUGUUAAACUUAGCCUGUGGCCAGCUUGCAUCAGAUCCUGUUCACCCAUCACCACUGUGCUCACUGACAUGCAUUGUCUUAUGGACAAGCAAUGCCAUUGUUCUGACAUUCUCAAUUUUCAAAUAUCCUCCACGGUUUCUCCCAUCAUUAACUCUGUAUGUAAUUCUUCCUCAGAUCCACAACCUUCUAAGCUACUGUACUCCCCUAAUACUAGCCUUAUAACCACUCUGAUUUUAAACACAGCACAAUUUGCAGCUAUCAUUUUAGCUGCCUGAGGCAUAAACUUUGAAAUUCCCUCCUUAAAUUUCUCUGCUUUUCCAUUUAAAAAAAAAUGACCAUUAAAACAUAGCUCUUUGACUAAACGUUUCAGGGUACAGUUACAUUUAAAAAACAUUUAGAUGAGUACAUGGAUAAGAAAUUUUUGGAGGGAUAGAGGCAAAGUGUAUGCAAAUGAGCCUAGUUUAGUCUGGGAUUAUGGUUGGAGUGGACUGGUUGGACUGAAGAGUCUGUUCUAUGCUGUAUGACUCUACCUGCCUUAAUACCUCCUUUUUCUGCCU
Stegostoma tigrinum is the source of this 8065-nucleotide messenger RNA. It is a transcript of the gene tbc1d2, whose product is annotated as TBC1 domain family, member 2. Lineage: Eukaryota; Metazoa; Chordata; Chondrichthyes; Orectolobiformes; Stegostomatidae. The record is from RefSeq and is a predicted model, not a curated record. Bases 338 to 3199 code for a protein of 953 amino acids. The transcript has 14 exons.